AUGGCGAUCCCAAGUGAAACUCCAUUAAUCGACAACGGCGCCCCUGCUGUCACAGGCAGAAAAGCAGCUCGUUCCUUGAAGUUGUUCCGUGGGGAUGGCAAUACGUCAUCAAAUAAGUCCGCCAAGAACUUAGGGCCAGGCCCUGAGCUGCUCCAGCCCAUGCUUGAGCCGGUGUCCUCAGCCACCUAUUUUCCCCACACCCCCAUGAACGACAACCUUGAUUUACAGGCAGAGGCGCACUUGCCACAAAACGACGACUCCGAAGUAGACCAUCUACAACACCUAAUGGCUGAUUUGGAAUUCGAUAGAGGCUCUCAUGGAGAGCUUACGAAGAUAAAGAAGCACUCUCGCGAUGAGGUUGAGCUUCAGUUGAGAUCGAAGAGCACGGCUGAGAAAGAAACCAAAGACCGGCAUCAGAAAACCGACAAAGAAGAUGCCAUAUCCGUGAAUGAAAUAUAUCCUUUAUCUGUUGAGCUACGGCCAUUCAAGAAUAAAGUUGGGGGACAUACUGCGAUUUUCCGUUUCAGCGAGAAGGCCGUUUGUAAGGCAUUGAUGAACAGAGAAAACUUAUUUUAUGAGGCAGUCGAACAUAAACAUCUAGGGCUUUGGAGGUUCAUGCCCAAGUAUAUUGGUGUGCUCAAUGUACGUUACUCUAGCAUCGUGCGUGAAGAGGAAUCGGCCCCUCAAUCAGCGAAUAUCAGUUUACCUGAGGAGAACCAUGAGUCCUCACUGCUACACAAGCGUGGAAUUUCUUUCCACGACAACACAAAGCAGACAAGCAGGUCUUUUUCAAGGGAUGACCUUCCUCCGGAGGUUUCGCUUGACGACAACCGCCAUAUGAUUCCAGAUCUUUUAUGGAAACAAUUUUCCAGUAGUGCGCCGAGCUCGUCUUCGAUAGACGAUUUUGUACACUCCCCCGAAUUGUGUCCGACAAAUUCAUCAGAUUUGAAUGACGCACAGAACUUCAGCAUUGGAUCCACUUCAGUAAAUAGAGACUUGCAGGCACAAGUCAUCCAAGAGGUCUUUGUUCCACAGAGCAGAAGAUCGGAGGAAGUGUUUCAUAUGGAUGAUGAUGACCAAGUUCAUGUGGAUAAGUUGAUCAACCCCGUUUUGAGGAAACAUACGCGUUUCGAGCGUUUCAUCUUACUCGAAGAUUUGACUGCAGACAUGCAAAAGCCUUGUGCUUUGGAUUUGAAAAUGGGAACUCGUCAAUAUGGAGUUGAGGCAAGUGAUUCCAAACAAAUGUCCCAGCGCAAAAAAUGUGCCUCAACGACAUCGAGGCAGCUUGGGGUACGAGUCUGUGGUUUACAAGUCUGGAACAAAGCCACACAGUCAUAUUAUAUGAAGGACAAAUACUUUGGGAGAAAGCUCAAGAGAGGAAUGCCAUUUGCUAAGAUUUUGGCUAAAUUUCUCUUUGAUGGCAUCAGUACGCUCUCCAUAGUGAAAAAGAUACCACUUAUCAUCAAGCAGUUGGAAGAAUUGUACCUAUCGUUCGAGGAUUUGAAGGGUUACCGAAUGUAUGGUUCUUCUGUGCUUUUAAUGUAUGACGGUGCAGCCCCGCUGCUGACUGAAGGCAUUAACGUUCACAUUAUUGACUUUGCUCAGAGCGUUAUUGGUGAUGACGCGAGCACGUACAGAGUGCCACCAGCGCAUCCUUCACUUCCAGACAUGGGCUAUCUCAGAGGAUUGAAGUCACUCAUCUAUUACUACAAGCAAAUUUUCAAAAUUGUCUCUGGAGUGAGCUAUGACAGCACGGUAUGUACCCAUGCGUUUGAAGAGGUAUUAGGAAAUUCACCAGACAAAGACAGCUUCUGGCAACGACUCUUUGCAGACGACGAUACAGAAGGACUUGGUGAUCAGGAAACCGAUCCUUUUGACAUCCCGUACCCGGUAGAGGAUGAUGAAGAGGGAAUUUCCGAGUAAAUCUAUUGAACCGCUGGAAAUAUAUACUCACGGAAUAAAGGGUGGAAAAACACGUCUCGCUGUGCGGUGUUCUUAAAAAUACAGUGUUGAUUCUUUAUUUAGUAAAUAGUAUAUGCAUCCCUAAAGAAAUAAUACCACAAUGAUACUAUUUAAUUAACAAAAAUCAAAGGAUUAUUAUCGGGGGACAAAAAUUCUUUUAGGGUCGUCAAGGCAUCAAAGAGAAACUUACUCGGCGUUUCUCUUAGCAACCUUCUUGGCGUGGGUUGUUUGGGUACCGAAGAUCUUCUUAUCUCUGUUCUUCUUUUGCUUUCUUUGUUGUCUGGAAGCCUUCUCGACCUUCUCAGCCAAGCCGUAUCUGACCAAUCUGUAAGCUGGCUCGAAUCUCUUGGCGUCAGCAACGGAUUGGUAGAUCAAACCGAAACCGGUAGACUUUCCACCACCGAACUGGGU
Metschnikowia bicuspidata var. bicuspidata NRRL YB-4993 is the source of this 2373-nucleotide messenger RNA. RefSeq names its product inositol polyphosphate kinase (gene KCS1). NCBI's taxonomy places the organism in Eukaryota, Fungi, Ascomycota, Pichiomycetes, Serinales, Metschnikowiaceae. Gene Ontology annotation, molecular function: inositol hexakisphosphate kinase activity. Gene Ontology annotation, biological process: phosphatidylinositol phosphate biosynthetic process; inositol phosphate biosynthetic process. Gene Ontology annotation, cellular component: nucleus; cytoplasm. The record is from RefSeq and is a predicted model, not a curated record. The transcript is spliced from 4 exons. The coding region runs from base 1 to 1923 and encodes 640 amino acids.